This is a messenger RNA of Astyanax mexicanus (Mexican tetra), 8361 nucleotides long. RefSeq names its product SH3 and multiple ankyrin repeat domains 2b (gene shank2b). Gene Ontology annotation, molecular function: ionotropic glutamate receptor binding; synaptic receptor adaptor activity. Bases 274 to 5859 code for a protein of 1861 amino acids. Gene Ontology annotation, cellular component: dendritic spine; postsynaptic density; postsynaptic membrane. NCBI's taxonomy places the organism in Eukaryota, Metazoa, Chordata, Actinopteri, Characiformes, Acestrorhamphidae. The transcript has 27 exons. The record is from RefSeq and is a predicted model, not a curated record.
UGCUGCUGCUGUUCUGUGGACUGUGCUGCAGGUUGUGGAGCUGCUGGGUCAGAGGGAUGUGGAUCUGCAGGCUGUAGAAGUGUCUCUUGGUUGGUGUAGCAGGUGUAGGUUUGGAGUAACCUUCACACAUACAAGAAAUGGAUCCUGCUGCAAGGUGUAAAGGAGGCUUUUCGGUAAAGUUCCCUCACUGACAUCCCGUCCUCCCGUCGCCUCUGCCCUGCUCACGUCGCAUGUGGCAUUUGGAAUAUCAGGAUUGAUACACCAGUGCUUAAAAUGCCUCGAAGUCUGAUGUCCAGCGAGGAGGAGAUGGCUCAGAGUUUCUCUGACUCUGGCAGCUCAGAGUCGGAGAGUUCGCGAGACGAACGUCCCUGUGUGGAGCGACCCACCAGCGGCCGGCUGGGCAACAGCCAGACAGACUCUAUUCUCAUCUGUGUGGUUAUCCCUGAUCUGCAGCAGUCUAAAUCCAUGAGGUUUAAGCCUGACGCCACGGUCUGGGCGGCCAAGCAGCAGAUCCUGUGCACACUCACCCAGAGUCUGAGGGAUGUACUGAACUACGGGCUGUUCCAGCCGGCCGUGGACGGCAGAGAGAGCUGCUUUCUGGAGGAGGAGAGACCGCUGAGGGAUUACUCCCUGCCCACCAAUAAGGGUGUUCCCACUCUGGAGUUUCGCUACAAGAGCAGGGUGUACCAGCACGCAAACGUCAAUGAAAAACAGAUUGAAAAGCUUCACACGCAGGCCAACCUGAGGAAGUUUAUGGAACAUAUUCAACACCAUCAGGUGGAUAAAGUGUCUAAGUUGCUGGAGAGAGGCCUUGACCCGAACUACCAUGACCCGGACACUGGGGAGACCCCCCUGACCCUGGCAGCCCAUCUGGAUAACGUGGUGGAGAUCAUAACGGUGCUGAAGAACAGAGGAGCCCAUUUAGAUUUCCGCUCUCGAGAUGGGAUGACGCCGCUCCAUAAAGCUGUCAGGGCCAAGAACCAAAUCGCUCUUAAGGCCAUGCUGGAGCUGGGAGCCUCUCCUGACUACAAGGACCGGCAGGGUCUGACUCCUCUGUACCACACAGUGACGGUGGGGGGUGACCCCAGCUGCUGUGAGGUGCUCCUGCGCGCUCACGCCACGGUGGCCUGCCACGACGAGAACGGCUGGCACGAAGUCCACCAGGCUUGUCGAUAUGGCCACGUCCAGCAUCUGGAGCACCUCCUGUUUUAUGGCGCGGACAUGCGGGUGCAGAACGCCUCUGGGAACACCGCCCUCCAUAUCUGUGCUCUCUACAAACAGGAGAAUUGUGCCAGAGUCUUGCUGGUGCGGGGAGCCAGCAAGGACGUGAAGAACCACCGCGGGCAAACUCCCUUCCAGGUGGCCAUAAUUGCAGGGAACUUUGAGCUGGCAGAGUUCAUAAAGAACCACAAAGACACUGAUAUUGUGCCUUUCCGGGAGGCUCCAGCGGUGUGUUCGGGCAGGGGCCGGCAGCAGCAGCAGCCACAGACGGGCAGGAGUACUCUGACUGCUCCACGGGUGCUCCUGCGCUCCAACAGCGACAACAACCUGAACGUAAAUAAGCUGCCUGCGCCACGCUCGCCCUCACGCUCACCCUCGCCCCUGCGCAGCCUGUCGCCCCGCAGGCCCCAGCAGAUGCAGAACAGCCCCAAUGGCACGGUGAAGACCAUGGGCCGGGGGAGCCGCCCCCCGCGCAGCCGCUCGCCCUCCCUGGGCCGGCUGGGGGAGGGCGACGCCCGGAGACAACACACCCCCCAGCGCCACAGCAGUCCACGUCCCACACGGGAUGGCUUCUCCGGUGCAGAAACCCCAGGGUCCAAACGCAAGCUGUACAGUGCUGUUCCCGGCAGACACUACGUGGUGGUGAAGUCCUACCAGCCACAGGCAGAGGGUGAAAUCACCUUAUACAAGAACGACAGGGUCAAAGUGCUCAGUGUUGGUGAAGGAGGAUUCUGGGAGGGCAGCGCUCGGGGGAAUGUGGGGUGGUUCCCGGCAGAGUGUGUGGAGGAGAUCCCCAAGAAGAGCAAUGAAGACCGACCCUAUGCCAGGGCGGACCGAUCUGAGCGGCGGAAGCUCUUUCGACAUUACACCGUGGGAUCGUAUGACAGCUUUGAUGCAUCCAGUGACUGCGUGAUCGACGAGAAGACGGUGGUGCUGCAGAAGAAGGACAAUGAGGGCUUCGGCUUCGUGCUGCGAGGGGCCAAAGCGGACACCCCGAUUGAGGAGUUUACACCCACCCCGGCCUUCCCCGCCCUGCAGUAUCUGGAAUCUGUGGAUGAGGGAGGAGUGGCCUGGCAGGCUGGACUGCGGACCGGAGACUUCCUUAUCGAGGUUAACCAGGACAACGUGGUCAAGGUGGGCCACAAACAGGUGGUUAACAUGAUCCGACACGGGGGCAAUCAUCUGAUCAUCAAAGUGGUGACGGUCAGCAGGAAUCUGGACCCUGAUGAUAAGUCUCGAAAGAAAGCUCCUCCACCACCCAGGAGAGCUCCCUCCACCGCUCUCUCCACACGCUCCAAAUCCAUGACCUCAGAACUGGAAGACCUAGUGGAUAAAGCCACUUUGAGGAAAAAGAAGGAUGAUCAGCUUUCAGAUAUUGCGGCUCUGAAGAAGAGGAUUGUUUUUCAAGUCACCCUAAAUAAAGUGGAGGAGGUUGUACCUCCCCAGAAGCCCGUGUGGGACAGCUCGAACGUGGACGUGAGGGUGGCGGCUGUUAAACCGCGGCCUACCAGCAGGUGCUUCGCUGUGGCCCCAGAAAUGAAUUCCCUGUGCAAUAGCCAGGACGUGUCAGUGGACUCGCCGCCAGUCACUGGAAGUCCUAAAGGUCCUUACCUGGGGGUACCAAAGGGAACCAUUCGCCGGCAGACCUCCAUAGGGGUAACGGAAGAAGAAAAACAGUUCCUCACUCCUCCCAUGUUGAAAUUCACAAGAAGCCUGUCAAUGCCUGAUACAUCAGAGGACAUUCCACCUCCACCAGCCAUCUCUCCACCAUCUCCACCCCACAACAGUGGCCCUGCACCUGCGGGGCGUGGUUACGGCACAAUCCGAGCAGGCUUCACCGCCCAAACCCCUGCUACAAACAGCACACCCCCAGAAAGAGGAGGAGACUCCAACAUCGGUUCAGGCUGGAGAGAACAGGGCAUGUUCUACAGAGACAGCCCUGAACAGUACGACUCUGAGGCUUGCAACAGCCCAACCGCCCAGCAGAGCCUUCACAUGCGCCGGGCCCAGAUUCCCGAAAACCCAUACUCAGAUGUUGGCAAAGGUCAUUCUGCCCUGUUUGUGCCAAAUAAGCCUGCAAGGAGGAAGGGCAUGCUGGUGAAACAGUCCAAUGUAGAGGACAGCCCAGAGAAAACCUGCUCCAUCCCCAUUCCCACCAUCAUCAUCAAAGAACCUUCCACCAGCAGCAGUGGCAAGAGCAGCCAAGGCAGCAGUAUGGAGAUUGAGACAUCUACACCAGAGCACACAGGCCAGCUCCGUCCAGAGGACGGACUCAACACAAGCAGCCCCUUUGCAACUGCAAUGGUCUCCAGCUCGGCAAGGGAGAAGAGGCUUGAGGUGCACAGAAACUCACCAUCUUUCAGAUCCACGGAUGCUGGGGAUGAGGAUGUAACUCCAACGCCUGCCCCACGAUUGCGACACUCCAAGUCCAUAGAUGAGGGCAUGUUUAGCAGUGACGAAAGAUUGAGAAGGCUCAUGGCGCCUCCCUCAUCUCUGCUAAGCAUACCACGAGGUGGUGGCAACGUAACAGACUUCAACAGUCCAGAGCCCACCAUGGUGCGGGAACUUCUCAACACUCGCACGGGACACAGUCCAAUCAGCCUGCCAGCUCACAAGACCUACAGCUCAGGUGGUGGAAACUACGUCCACCCCAUCACUGGGAAGCCACUGGACCCCAACUCCCCAUUAGCCUUAGCACUAGCUGCCAGAGACCGGGCCAUGAGGGAGCAAUCUCAGCCUUUGCCGCUUAAGAGUGACCCAUCCAAGCUGGACCUCAACAAGCCACUCUUCAUCGACACAAAGCUUCGGUCCAAUGUGGAUGUGAGCUUCUCCAGCACAGCCACCAUGGGCAGGCCACGGGGAGGCUUGCGGAGACAGAUGACUGAGUCCAAGUAUGAGACAGAGUCAAAGUACCAACUGGAUUUGGGCAAGCCUGAGAAGAGGGUGGAAGAGAAGAAGAACAUGUUGAUUGACAUUGUGGACACCUCACAGCAAAAGUCUGCAGGGCUGCUAAUGGUCCAUACCACAGACGGCGCUAAAUCAGAGGAAAACAGCCUGUCGGAGGGGGAGAGAGAUGAGGACAUCUGUCCGGACAGCACCCCAGGGGAACUUCGCGAUCCCAACCAACCAGCACCUGUUAACCCUCCACCUAGCAAGCCCACUGCCCCGCAAGGAAAGACCAUUAUCACCAUCAGUUCUGUAGAUGAACCAGUCAAGCUUCCCUUUGGUAUCCCUCCACCUCCUUUGGCCUCUGUAGACAUUGAUGAGGAGUUUGUAUUCGGUGAACCCCUACCUCCCCCAUUAGAGUUUGCUAACAGUUUUGAUAUUCCUGAAGAUCAGGCAGGGGCAAUCUCUGAGCUUCUGAAACAGAAAGCCAACGGCAUAAGGAGACCUUCCCUAGGUCCCUACUACCCCCACUUAAAUGCAAGCAACUCUGAGAUUAAAAGACCGACAGUCCUUACAAACUGCACGCCUCCCAGCUUCCCAACUGGGCCUCUGGAACCCUACGAGCCCAUUAUCGACUCAGGCAUCGAGGUGGACAGCCGGAGCAGUGGAGACCCCCAGCUGGAGACCACCAGCACUGUCUCCACUGUGUCCAGCAUCUCCACUUUAUCAUCAGAAGGAGGAGAGACCCUGGACACUUGCACCGUCUAUGCAGAUGGACAAGCCUUUAUGGUGGACAGGGCGCAGGUCCUGCCCAAGCCGAAGGCUAAGCACGCCGUCAACAAGAGCAAUGCACUUUAUAAGGACACCUUGAACGAGGAGAGCGUGGGCUCUUUCAGGGUGCCCUCCUCGGUCCCACCACCACCCCCCGGAACCGCCCCACCGGAGCCUCUGAAAACUCCAACACAAAGAACCUCAAAGCUCUGGGGUGAACCUCUGGAUCUGAAAAACCCCCACGGCCCAGAGGCCAAGCCCCAGGGGAUGUCCGAAAUGAACUCGGUCCUGCAACACGUCAACAAGGACAAAGCACCAAAGCCAGGAGAAGCGUUAGACUCUCCCACAGGAUGCAGGACUCAUUUUGGAUCGAGAAAUACGGACGCAGUGGUGUCCCUUGUCUCAGGUACCCAGCAGAACACCGCCGUCUCCUUCAGCGCCCAGUCCGGCCAGAACGUGCCUGCUUCCCCUUCGCCGUGCCGGCAGUCCAACAGCUUGCCCUCCUCCCCGCACCCGUCACACCCCCCGCAACUCCCGCCACACUCUCACCCACACCACCCGCACCCCCGCGCCCCGAGUCCCAUCAUGUCCCCUCCGGACUCGGGCCUGAGCUGUGCCUCCUCGUCCUCGCUCCCGGCCUCCGCCGCCUCCCCCACCAUGACGGACGUGUUCGGGCUGCCCACGCCCCCCCUCAGCCUGGGCACGGGCCGCAGCCGCUCCCCCUCGCCCCUCACCCUCAUCCAGGCCGCCUCCAACAAGCCCUUCGCCACCAAACCCGUGCUGGCCUGGAGCAAGCAGGACGUGGCCGACUGGCUGGAGAGCCUCAACCUGGCCGAGCACAGAGACGCCUUCAUGGACAACGACAUCGAGGGCAGCCACCUGCCCAGCCUACAGAAGCAGGACCUCAUCGACCUGGGGGUGACGCGCGUCGGCCACAGGAUGAACAUUGAGCGGGCACUCAAGUUGCUCCUGGACAGAUGAGACUGGGCUUGGCUUCGCCGGGGGACGUCACAGCCUUCUUUUGUUCAUAAAAGCUUUGUUCUGGUCAUUCCUCUCUAUCUUUUUUUGUAUUCCGUUCACUUAUUUAUUUCGUUCACUUAUUUAUCAUUGCCUGCGGUGGAUUUUUUCUCCAAGGAAAGACACGCGACACACGUUCUGAAGAAAACUAAAAACGCCAGAGUUUUGACACUCGGCGCUAAGACUUUGUUCCGGCACAAGCACAAAAGCUCUUCGUACACAGAAGCUCCAGCUACUGACGGGACGUGACAAAGCCAACCGGCUGUGUGGAGUCCACGCGCUCUGGCCGACGGUUCGUUCUCUCCUUUGGCUUUUACUUUGGACUCGGGCCUGACGUGAAUGCACUGAAUACCAGCAGAGCUGGCCGACCAUUUUCUAUCUUUGCUAAGACGACUGAUUAUCCAGAGAGUAUUUCUUCAGGAAAAAGGGAAGGAUGGUAUGUUUAUCAGCUGCCUAUGAAAUAUUGUGCUUUUUUUUUUUUUUUGCCCUCCUUCUACGCGUUCACAGUUCGGAAGUAGACGGAUCUGUAAGGCGAGUGCGUUUGGUGCCGUGAUGUUCCUCAGUUCACAUUGCUCACGGUCCUGGGACAGGCAUCCUCACCAGAAACACCAGGAGUCACACCUUUCUGUACGUGCAUUGAGAGCGAGCUGCAGGUCUCUUGCCAUUUUUCCAUCUCCUUGUUUUUGGUUAUGGUUAACUUUUAGAUAUUUGUCUGAAUGGGUCAAAAGAGAAAUUACGCAAGUCUUUCUACUGAUAUUUAGUGUCUUCCACAUUGUUAGGAGGUCUAACAGCACUGCUGCCAUUUUGUUCGGUUCCUGAACUCCUACUAGACUAGACUGCUUUUUUCCCUCCUGUAUUUUUAGAUCUUAUUAUCUCCCAGCUGUUUUCCUUUGUGCCACUAGAUUGUCUCAGUAUCACACUAGCUUGGCAAAUAUUCAAAUAAAAACUGAUUGGAGUAUAAAGUCAGGUGAGGAACGAGGUUUAGGGGAGGUUUAGGAGAGCAUCAGGACUGAAGUGUGGAAGAGUUGCCUUUAGAGAAACAUCAGCGUUGUUUCUGUACCAAUUAGCUUUGUGAUUUGCUAGAGUCUACAGUCUAUAAUUCAUCCAGUGGCCUAACUGCAUUGUCUACUGUAGGCAUAUCAUCAGUUAUAAUUAUUUUAUUCAGUCAUUUAACUUAUGUUUUAUUAUUACCCAUUCAGAUUUAUUAUUUGGAUAUUCUAUUUAAAUAUAAUUGAACAUAUCUAUGUUUCUGUAGGCACACUAUUUCUUUUUUUGUCUCCUGAAGGCAUACUAUUAUUGAUUGUUUAUUAAUUGUUUAUUUUACAACGUAUUAUUUAUUAUAACCCAUUCAGAAAAAUUAUUUGGAUAUUUAAUUCACAACUAGAGCGUUACACAAAACCUCCGCAAACUAUACAUAUCACUGUCACAAAUUGUAAAAUGGUCAAUUGUUUACUGGAUGUUUUAGAGUUGCUUUGUGAAGUUGAAUGCGAGAGUGAGCGCGAGAGCGAGUGAGAGAGACAGAGGUUCUUUUAUUUGUUGCUUUAUGUAAAACGCAGACCAUCUAUCUACCUUGAAGCAUGUUUUAAGUUGGAUUACGGCGUACUCACCCCUGCUGUGCUGCUUUGUAUUCUUUCUUAUCUUUUCCUAUUCGCCACAAAGUGUAUGUUGUGUUAAACGCCCUUUCCCAUCCCCCUGCCCUUCACUCUUUCUGACCCUUAAAGCUCCCUGCUUUCCUCCAUUUGUGAGGAAAGUCAUGUUCUAUUUUAUUUUAUUAAUUUUAUUUGCCUUGGUGGCCAAAUCUAGCUUGAACAUUUGCUCAUCACAUUUGCAGCUUUACAUAGCCUAUAAAAGAGCUAAUCACCAUUUGAUAGUACAAUUAGUUGAAUCAGUCUUAUUGAAUUAGCCUGGGUCGACUCUUUGUGCAUCAGCUGCACCCGAGCAUCAUGCAAUACAGUCUGUCUUUGUUUUAAUACCCAGUCAUUGUGCAACAGACCAUACAUACACAAAUCAUACAUCCUUUCAAGCCUUCAAACGAGUUAUCAACGAGGGUGGACCAUCAUUUCAGUCGCUUUUGGACUGACUGACCAGCCAGCAGCUUCAUACAUUUCAUCUUUGGUUGCAUUAAGUUCUGAGUACUGUGGUUAUGCUUGAACUGAGGGAAAAGUCAUAGUAACAGAUAUGAAUAUGAAUAUGGAAAAAAUGAAUGUGAAUGGACGGGUCGAGUGCACCCAGACGGUGUUCGGUGUAAGUAUGCAGUGAAAGAUAUUCAGCAACGUGUUUGCUUAUCUCUACCUUAGAGGAGUUAGAGUUAUCAAUCAUCUCUAUAUAUCUUAUUUUAGGAAACAGCACAGUAUUUUAAAGAUUUAUAGAACUAUUUGAGAUUUUUAUGACAUUUAACUGAUCUGUGGUGUGCCAAAAAAUUCUAUGUGGUAUCGGUUAAGAAGCAAUACACAAUCUUCAAGAAAA